Messenger RNA from Saccharomycodes ludwigii, 1254 nucleotides. RefSeq names its product membrane insertase OXA1 (gene OXA1). The record is from RefSeq and is a predicted model, not a curated record. The coding region runs from base 1 to 1254 and encodes 417 amino acids. Gene Ontology annotation, cellular component: mitochondrial inner membrane. Gene Ontology annotation, biological process: protein insertion into mitochondrial inner membrane from matrix; mitochondrial respiratory chain complex IV assembly. Gene Ontology annotation, molecular function: membrane insertase activity. The transcript has a single exon. Lineage: Eukaryota; Fungi; Ascomycota; Saccharomycetes; Saccharomycodales; Saccharomycodaceae.
AUGUUCAGGAGUACUUUACUACGUACAUCUAAACAAACUUUACUGUUUUCAACAAAAAUAAGAACCCCAACUUCUUUUGCCCAUAUCAAAUCUGCCGCGUUUCCCCUACAAUCAUUAAAAAACAAUGACUAUAACCUUGCUAUAAUUCCCUUCAAACGUUUUAAUUCCACUUCGUCUUCAUCAUCUGCUAUCACUAAAGAAACCGCAUCUGAGAUUACAACUCAAUUACCCUCAUUUUCCGAAUCUGUUACAGAUUCUAUUGCUUCUGCUGCUGCUUCCCCUGUUUCCGGUAAUCUUGGGGAUGUUAUCACAACUGUCGGCGAAGCAUCUUCUCAUAUUGGCUACUUGAGUAGUAUUGGUAUGGCUAACAAUUGGUACUGGCCACCAGAUUUACUUCAGCAUCUUAUGGAAUACGUGCACGUUUAUCUAGGUUUACCAUGGUGGGGUACCAUUGUUGUUACUGCCAUUACAGUCAGAGUCUUACUAUUCCCAUUAUAUGUUAAAUCAUCAGAUACUACUGCUAAAAAUUCCCAAAUUAAACCCCAAUUGGACAAAAUCAAUAAAGAAUUAUUUAAUUCCUCUGAUAUGAUUGAAUCCCAAAAAAUUGCCUUGAAAAGGAAAAAAUUAUUACAAGAAAAUGGUAUAAAAAUGAGAUGGUUAGCUGCUCCAAUGAUUCAGGUACCAGUAGCAAUUGGCUUUUUUUCUGGUUUAAGACAAAUGUGUAACUAUCCAGUUGACGGUUUCACCAAUCAAGGUCUAGCUUGGUUUACUGAUUUAAGUGCUGCUGAUCCUUAUUUGGGCUUACAAGUCAUCACUGCUUCCGUUUUUAUUGGGUUUACCAGACUGGGUGGUGAAACUGGUGCUCAGCAAUUUUCACCUCAAUUGAAAAAAGUCUUUACUAUCUUACCCCUAUUGAGUAUCCCCGCAACCAUGAACUUAGGUGCUGGUGUUGUUUUAUACUUUGCUGUUAAUGGUUUUUUUUCUGUUUUGCAAUCCUUAGUUUUAAGAAAUGAAUGGUGCAGAAAAAAACUAGGUAUUUCUAAAAUUGUUAUUCAUAAUAACACCGGUGGUGAUGCUGACGAGAAAAAGAGCAUUCUACAGAGUUUCAAAGAUAACAUUAAUAAAGCUAAAGAACAAGCCGAGAAAAGAGCUGAAAUGAAAAAUAAAGAAAUUGAAAAGCAAGAAAAGUUUAAAGAAAAAAGGGCUAGUAGUCAAAUUAAGAUUAUUCGUAGAUCUGACUUGAAAAAGAAAUAG